This is a messenger RNA of Somion occarium, 2371 nucleotides long. Lineage: Eukaryota; Fungi; Basidiomycota; Agaricomycetes; Polyporales; Cerrenaceae. The record is from the annotation of a GenBank genome assembly.
ACAUAAAUGCUAGAAACAAGCUAGAAACGGUCACAACAGGCGUUAUGAAAGGAUUCUCUCCAUAGGUCCAGGUCUUUCGACCAAUCAAUAUGUUCCUGAGUAACGGAGACUUCCAAUCUUCGGUCACACAAUUUACAAACCCAGGCUCUGUUGUUCUGAUCUAGUCGCCCACGCCUUCAUAUAUACUGAUGCGUCUCGACGGGGAGCAACGCCUUCCUUUCGUCUUUCUCUCUCUCUGUGUGCUUGUCCCCAUGAAACUCCUGCCGCUCCUUACUUUCGCUGGGGGGCUCUCGAUAGCUCGAGCAGUAACUGUCUAUGGCGUUACUGGCGUUGUCCCGCAAACUGCUUUGAGUGGCCCGAACAGCACUCCUUCACCAGUCGUUGCUGUUUACGUUCCACCUGCGUUCAAUGAGACUACUCUAGAUGUCCCUGCAAUCCCUGAUCCUGCACCUCCUACUCAGUUUACACUACAGUUGCUUCAGAAUGCGCAAGAUGUUAAUGGACUUUCCAUUCCUCAAUCAGGGGCCUUCUAUGGUUUCUCCAUAGAAAUGUCCGUUGCUACUCAAGUUAUUGGAAUUAAUUCGUCGUUCUUGAAUCCCCCAUUCCUAAAUCUGAUGUCACUGAUCGUCGAGCGUGCCGGCCAUGUGAACAUUCGAGUUGGAGGUAACACCCAAGAAACUGCUGUCCUGGUGGACAGCCUUUCAAGUGGCAAGAUCAUGGAAAAGGACAAGGAAGCCUCGUCCAACCCAACAUUGACACCUACGCUCUACAUUACACCGGAGAUUUUGUACAUGCUCCGAAAUGUUUCUAGCUUGCUCAAUGCAAGAUGGUACCUGGGUAUUCCGAUGAACGAUACGAACAACCCUCGUCUUCAGAUUGGUGAAGCUGCAGAGGCUAUCCUCGGCGACUUCCUUCUUGGUUUCCAACUCGGAAAUGAACCGAAUCUAUAUGCAGCACAUGGACAUCGUCCUCAGGGAUGGGCGCAGUUCGACUACUUCGGCGAAUUUGGAGUGAUGAUCCAGGCCGUUGCAAACGACGAUAAGAUCCACAUUCGCAACAACAUCAUCGGGCCUAGUAUUUCGGAUACCUUCUGGACGACUGAAUCCGUAUGGGAUACCGGGUUCCUCCAAUCGUACGGUAAUUCCCUUAGUGCUAUUUCUGUUGAAAAAUACCCGAACCAGAAUUGUGCAGCUGCCUUCCCAAGUCCAGAGACUGCCGACCAGAUCAUCGACCCGCAGAGGGAGUUUCCUCAUUACCUCAACCACAAAGAGCGGAUUACAGAUACUCUCGCGCAAUAUCUCAACUCCAGUAAUAUUGCGCAGGCAAUGGGGAAGCCUUUCCUCAUGUUUGAGACGAACACAGCUUCUUGUGGAGGCUUCCUGGGCCUCAGUGAUUCGUAUGGCGCUGCAUUGUGGGCAAUCGACUUUGGAUUGCAAAUGGCGUAUAGUAACUUCUCUGGCUCGUUGCUGCAUGUCGGAGGUGUGAGCGAUGUAUAUAACCCUUUCAACCCCCCACAGACCAACGCGUCGGGUUUCAGCCAAUGGAGUGUCAACCCGAUAUUUUAUUCCGUCUUGGCUGUGGCGGAGACUCUUGGCAGGACUAACGCUUCGAAAGUGAUCGAUCUACAAGCAAACACUGGUGAUAUCCAUACGCCUGCAUAUGCCAUCUACGAGAAUGACAAGAUCGCUCGCCUUGCAUUGUUCAACUACGUGAGCGACUCGACCGGUGCUUCUGACUCCACCGUGGCGAUUGCCAUCGGUGGCGGUGAGACAGGCCAGCCGAAUGGUACCCCAGCAUCAGUGAAAGUCAAGUACGCCAAGUAGAUACCUCUUGGCUCCUUCCGUUUCGGACAAACAAAAUGUUACUUGGGCUGGCCAGACUCUUGGCAGAUGGCUUCAGUCCGACGGACGUUUCCAGGGCGAAGAACAAGUCCAGACGGUUGAUUGUGACCAGGGGUCAAAUACCUGCACCGUCAAAGUUCCUGCCCCCGGGUUCGCUCUUGUCUUCAUGAGCGAUGAUGCGUUCCAGCAGGCUGCCCCUCAGUCAACGGCGACAUUCGAAACCACCUCUGUGACGAGGACGAUCAAUACAGCGACUGUUGACCAAGCGGUGCUCGCGACAUCGAACGGUCAGAACGGAAAGGACCGCCAGAAGCAAGGUAGUACGAGUAAGGGAAGUACAGGAGCUGCACAGAUGGUAUCUGCACCACACCUGGCAGCCCUCUGCCUGUUCAUCCUAGCCGGUGUGUCCAGUGUAUGCCUUUCAUAGUCAUUCUGAAAGUCUUUGUAUCAGACGGACCCAUGCAGAAUAGUAUUCUUUACCUAAUGCGAUUCACAGCUCGGAUGAACCACAGUAGGUCAUGCUGAAGCUC